CGCAUACCCUGCUAUAUCAUUUGAUGGAUUCCUCCUUCUUUGCUGCCCCCACCCCUUUUUUCUCCACCCUAGCGCUACAAACCUGCAUACUAUACAGAGAGAGAGAGAGAGAGAAAGCGAGAGAGAGCACAACAUCACUAUCAUAAUACAGGAGCCGGGUUAGGGGAGGUUGAUCGAGAGGAGAGAGUAGGUGGGUGUGAGAGGCGCAGAUAGGGACGGACUGACUACCUGUCAGGCGUGUUUCAUGAACACGGGGCCUGAUUGCACAUAAACCCGGCGGCGGCUGAAAUUUUGCACGAAAGGGGUAUCCAAGCGAAAGAUGGAGGGAAUGGCGUAUGGGGCGGGGAAGGCUGGCGGAGCUUUCGAUCCGGUUACUUUCAUCCGACAGCCGCACACCAUUCUGCGGAUGGUGUCCUGGCUGUUCUCUAUCGUGAUCUUUGGCUGUAUCGCCAACGAGGGUUACUUGAACCGCCCUAGCGAGGUCGAGGAGUACUGCAUCUUCAACCGCAACCAGAAUGCCUGCAACUACGGCGUAGCCAUGGGAACGAUGGCCUUCCUGUGCUGCAUGGCCUUCCUGGCUCUGGACGUCUACUUUCCCCAAAUCAGCAGCGUUAAAGACCGCAAGAAGGCGGUACUGGCCGACAUCGGGGUGUCCGCAUUUUGGUCCUUCAUGUGGUUUGUGGGCUUCUGUUUCCUGGCGAACCAGUGGCAAGUGGCUAAGACGGAGGACAACCCUCUGAGCAAGGGUGGAGAUGCUGCUCGAGCUGCCAUCACCUUCUCCUUCUUCUCCAUCUUCACUUGGGGGGCUCUGACACUGCUGUCCUUGGAACGACUAAAGAGUGUGUCUUUUGAAGAAGAGUACAACAAACUCUUUACCUCCCAGCCCACACCCCCACUAGCCUAACAUGCUAACACCCUCCGCACUCUUACUGAGAUCUAGCCCUCAGAGAUGAAUCCUACCCAAAGGCUCAGCAGAAUUAUCCAGCUCUUUGUGGGCUUUACGAUCUUUAUUUGCCUAAAUGCCAGUGAUUGUUUUCGUAUAAUUGCCGGCGCAACAAAAUUUAUGCCUUUUGCAUUCUUGUCAAUAGAACUUUGAUCCAUCACUAUGCAAUUAUAAAUUAAUGGUCUUAAGUCAGUGGUUCUCAAUGUUCGCCACCAUAUACAACCUCAGAAAAUAUUAGGUUCUCUGCAUGCCAUCAUUAUGACAAACGUCAUAAAAGGAGAUACCUUUGCAUACAUUAGCGGGCGCUUGCUUGGCCUAGUUUGCAAACCACUGAUCCAAGUGCCGCUCUCAGUUCUUAGUUCCUGUUUUUGAUAUUGAAAAUAGUUUCUAACUUAUUCAGAUUCGUUUCUGGACCGAGUGGAGGAGAAGCGGUUGUUGGCAUUUUUGUAAUAAGUCAUAGGUUUACUAAACUGCUUGUCAAGCUGUGUAGUAUUUAGACUGCAGAUGGGUUUUGGGCAUGACAGCUUCAUUCUUCUGUGAAUGAACAAGUCCGUCAUGCGUCUUCUGUAGGAAUUUAAUGAGGAUAUAGUAGGUUUUUAUUUCUGUUGAGGAAACGACACAUUCACAUUUCCAAAUUAGUCUGUCGUCGGCAUUGCUUUGGUCUGACCAUGUAGGAUUCUUGGGGAUUUCCCCAAUGUUUCAGUAUAACAUUCACUCACAAAUGCUGUUCUCCAGUGGGGAUCUGGGCUUCAAACCGAUUCCCCUUGGCAGAGAAGGCUGAGUAACUUUAAUAUAAGCAUUCAGUUGCGUACAAAUGUUCAUUUGUCACACGCAGUUACAAUGGAUAGUGGGAAUGUAGUCUUCUGUAUUAACAAUGUGAACCUUCGCCCUGAACAUUCUCAGUAGACCAGCAGAGUAACAUUGUCAUGCUACACAUAAUGAAUUCACGCAAAAAAAUAAUAGGCAACAAACUUUCAAACAAAUUGCAUAGUUGUCUAUGACAUCGAAUGAUUUUGCACCUACUGUUUGUAGCAGGACUCUGUAGUCAUACUGCUUUCCUGUUGUUUUCUAUUAUAAACCACAUUACUUUCUGGAACAGCCCACAGACGAUUUUCUUCUGUCUCCCGUUAUUGCUGAUUUUUUUGUAGAAAAACAAAGAGUG
Molecule: messenger RNA, 2105 nt
Organism: Brienomyrus brachyistius
Lineage: Eukaryota; Metazoa; Chordata; Actinopteri; Osteoglossiformes; Mormyridae
Product: synaptogyrin-1-like
Exons: 4
Coding region: 320-904 (194 amino acids)
Cellular component (GO): neuromuscular junction; synaptic vesicle membrane
Source: RefSeq, a predicted model, not a curated record